AUGCCGCGCCGCCUGGCCGCGCUGGCCGCGCUCUGCGCCGCGGGCGCCGUGCCGGCCCGCGGCGCCGCGGCGGAGCCGCCGGCCCAUGUCGGCUCCUCCGGGGGCGGGGCGGCUGCGCCGGAGGCGGGCCGCCGGUGGAGCGUCCCAUUUUCCCUGCGGGACGCGGGCGGCAGGGACCUGGUCGCGGAGGCGGCGGCGCUCCGCCGGUCCGGAGGCGGUCGGCGCCUGAUGGCGGAGCUCGGGCCAGCCCCUCCGCUGGAGCUGAACUUCACCGCCCAGGGCGUCAGGUUCAGCCUCGAGCUGCACCGCGCGGGGCCCGUGUUCACCCCUCGGGCGAGGAUCGUGAACGGAAGGGGCGAGGCGGUGCCGCAGCACCGCGUGACUGCCCAGCCCAUCUUCCGCAGCGAGAAGCACGGUGCCGUGCUCUCGCCCGUGGACGGGGGGCUUCGAGGCCUCGUGAGGAUGGGCGGGAGUCUCCUGGACGUCGAGGCGGAUCCCAGCACGGGGACGCUCGCGAUCGCUGGCGAGGCGCUUGCCAUGGAGAGGGCGGCAGGUUUUACAGCCGACGAGGGCGAAUGGAUGCCCGACCUGCACGGGUCGGCGAGGAUCUUCGACCCGGGGGCCGUCGAGAGAUGGACAAAUUGUUACACUGACGACCACAUCACCCGCGCUUUGUCCAUGGGGGUCUCCAUUGGCUCCACGCUCAUGGCGAGAUUCACUGGUGCCGAGGAUGCUACAGAGUGGUUGCAGAGCGUGUUCGCAAUGGCAAACAUGAUAUACACCCCUCAGCUCAAUUUCGUCCUGAUGAUCGACCAGGUUUACAUCCCGACGCUUGUAGGGGAGCACCCUGGCUGGACAGACUGCAGUGGUAUCGCAGGCCAGUUAGACUCCUUGGCAUCGUGGGACCAGCCAUCUAGGCAGGGCUUGUGGCAUUUAUUCGACGAUUGCUGGGUGUCUGGCACUAUUGGCUUAGCCAACCGUGGGGACACUUCUUCUAAUGGGAUGUGCCAAAUCGACAAGGUGGGCGCAUCUCAUACCAACGUCGGUGUCACAUGGGUCAGCGCAGACACCUGGCUGACGUUCGCCCACGAAGGGUCGGCGGAUUUCGGGGCCGACCACGCGUUCGAGAACGGGCAGGGUACGACGGGCGGAAUCAUGGAUUACGGAGAUGGUAAGCACGAGGGCAUCUACCAGUUCAACACGGCUUCCACGAAGGACGACAUCUGCCCAGUUGUCGCCUAUCGUGUCGACCAGGGCUGCGAGGCCAUCUCGAACUUUUUUGCAGAGUGCGGGAACGAGGUCGUGGAGGAGGGAGAGGAGUGCGAGUGUGCGGGGGGCGCUACUUCAUGCAGUUUCUGCUCGGGCUGCGUCUUGCACGCGGGGAAGGAGUGCACGCCAGACGCGCCGGACGGCCAGUGCUGCAACUGCGACGGCAGCUUCAAGUCCUCCUACCACACAUCUGCGCCGCCAGGUAACAUUUGGACCCAUAGGUUUAAGUCGGGCGUGUCCUCUACCUACUGGAGGCAUAUCCGAGGAUAG
Messenger RNA from Prorocentrum cordatum, 1539 nucleotides. The record is from the annotation of a GenBank genome assembly. NCBI's taxonomy places the organism in Eukaryota, Dinophyceae, Prorocentrales, Prorocentraceae.